CAAACACACCCUAACUCCUAAACAGAAGUCCGUUCGCAAACCCUAACUCUAAAACACACACACACACACUCUCUCUCACACAGAGAUGGGUUUCUUCGACCUGAACAUACCCUACCUGGAAUCAGAUAAACUCAUCACCGACAAAGAAAAAUCCACCAGAAAAACGACCCGAUUGAAGCUCAUAGUGAAGGCAAUGGAGCUAGGUUACACUGGAGUUGCCUACAACCGUACGAUCAAGGGCGUGAUGUCAGAAUCGGACCGUUGCUCAAUCUCUCUCUUCCCUCUCUCCUCUAUACUCAAACUCGCUCCUUCCCUCUCUACCUCCGUGAAGUUCCACCGUGACCUCCUCAAUGUCCCCAUCUCUACCCCCUUCCGUCAGUACACGCGCUUGACUGUCAACGUCGAUGGUCCUUCUCAAGCUUCGUCCCUCAAUUCCGGCAAUCCCAUUCUCAAGAGUUAUGAUAUCGUCGCGGUUCGGCCUCUGAAUCAGAAUGCAUUCGAACAGGCGUGUCAGGCUUCUGAGGUGGAUUUGAUUUCUAUUGAUUUUUCUGAGAAGUUGCCGUUUCGGUUGAAGCAACCCAUGGUUAAAGCUGCAAUUGGGCGCGGUGUUUAUUUUGAAAUUAUGUACUCCAGUCUUAUGAUGGAUGCUCAAGUAAGGAGGCAAAUGAUAUCCAAUGCCAAGUUACUGGUUGAUUGGACUCGAGGAAAAAAUAUUAUCUUCUCCAGUGCUGCUCCUUCUGUAACUGAACUUAGAGGGCCAUAUGAUGUUGCAAAUUUGUCUUUGCUGCUUGGGCUUCCUAUGGAACGUGCUAAAGCAGCUAUUUCCAAAAAUUGUAGAUCUCUUUUAGCUAAUUCUCUAAGGAAAAAGCAGUGUUACAAGGAGGCCAUUAAAGUUGAAGUAAUAUCAUCAAGCGAAAGGGUUGACUCUGAGGAACAUUGGUCUCAUGACUGGCUUAAAUGGGAUCCUAUCUCCAGUGGUGAAGGUGAUUUGCUAUUAGAUGAUAUGGCAAAGUCUUUUUCCACCUCUAAUAAAACAUCCAAAACUGUGAAACCCAUUGAUUUUGCUUCUGUUGUGGAUAGCUUGCCAUCACAUGGUUUGCAAGUUAAGGAUUUCAUAUCUAUCACGAAGGCUGCGUCACAGCCACUGGACAUUCGUAAACACUUGUCUAUUGCUGAGGAAAUGGGGGUAGCAGCUGCGAUUAAUGGAAUAACGAAACAGCCCGACAGGCCUAAUCUUUUUGCGAAGGAAGAUCGGACUUCAUUGUGUAAUUCUCAAUUAAAAUGUCAGAGCUCAAUUACUGAAGAUUCCAGAAUGACAUUUUCACCAACUGACACCCUUAAAAAUUUCACUAAUACUGAGGAAAUUGUAACCGAUACCACCACUACUGAGGAAGAACCUAAAAGUUCAAAUGGGUUGGAGGCAUAUCUUGCCCCUACUGGAAUCGGAAUGCACGAUUUGCAGUCACAAAGUUGCAAAGCUAGUUGCCAAACCCAUGUUAUGUUAGCUGACCAUAACAUGUUUCAAAGUUUGGUGAAAGACACUGAUAUCUCAACUGUUAAUGCUGUUGCUGGUGCACAAAUUUUCAAUCCAUCGAAGGAUAUUGAAUGUUCUGCUUUUCAGAGUGAAGAGUCUGAGAGGUCAAAUGGUGUAGAUGCAGUUAUGGCUUCACCAAAUGUUACGUUGGAUGAAGUCUCAAUUGAAACAGAUGUAAGAAGUGAAGAUCCAUUUUUGUCCUCACAAGACAUGUCUUCUUUGGAAAGAGAACAGUUUAGGGAAACAAUAGAUGAUUCGAUUAGCCUUGCUGAUGGAUUGCCAGUACUGGAGCCUUAUGAUGGGAUGAAAGAUGAACAUAAUUAUAAAGAUUCGAUUAGCCUUGCUGAUGGAUUGCCAGUACUGGAGCCUUACGAUGGGAUGAAAGAUGAACAUAAUUAUAAAGCUGCAAAUAAUGAGCAAGUGGGGGAGGUGGUGAUGGAAGAGCAAAAGCAAACAGAAGAUCAUGUUGCAAUUAAUUAUGCAACCUUGGAUGAAUCUGUGUUAGGGAAAGGCAGAGUGAAACAGAAGAUGACGCAUCAACCUCUUUUAUUACCUUUCAAUCGUGUGUUGCAUCCUAGGCUUUUCAAGAAGAAACCUCGAAAUUCAAAUAAGAAGUUCUAGAUCCUUUAACUUGUAAGCAUUCCCUCUUAAAUUAUUAUUGUUGAUGGACAUCUUUAUGAUUGCUUAGAUGUUCUCACCAUUUUCUAAUUGUUUUAUUUCUUAUUAUUUAGGUUAAAAAGUUGUAAAUUUAUAUCAAUCCUUAUUAAAAUUUGUGUUCUUUCAUUUUGGCUAUGACAUAAAUUUUGUCUUGAUCGAAGAGGAUAAAUUCUUCACCCUUUUGUCAAGAAUUGGCAGUUUAUUACGAAAAUAAGUUAAAUUUGCAGUACGGCUCUCACUAUUAGAUGGUAUAAAACUGUUGUACGCAAUUAGAGUAGAAGAAACCAUGCAAGAAAUUGAAUUGUUCCUUGCUUAAUAUUACAAUAUAUAUACUAAUCAACGCAAUAAUGACAACAUAUUAAAUGUUUUUUUGGCUUGUAUGUUUCGUGCAUGGGGAAUUCUUGUUACAUGCAAAUAGAUUUACUAUGUAGAAAUAAAUGUUCACAUUGAGUCUAUUAAAGUUCUACCAAUGGGCCAUUUGGUAUAACCUCCCUACCCUUAAACAGGAGAGAGGUUCGAGCCCCAGCGUGGGAAACGUGUGUGUGAGUACUUGAUAAAAAAAAAGUUCUGGUCUUAUUAGAUCUGACAGGAGAAUGAAAAAUCUUUCUAAUUUAAUUAUUUGUUUAGCAGGUAGAAAACAGAGCAUUUUGUGGGCUGGUAUGUUGGGAAAUGUUGACAGAUCAUUUUAUUGGUUACUAAGAAAGUAAGAAGCCAGUUGCUGAAAAGGCUUAAAAAAAUAGAAGGGAAAAAAGCUACUAUGGGAUGUUUUCACCCUCAACCCCAUUAUGUACUUAAAAAGAAAGUAAGAAAAAGGAAAGGAAAAGAUUCUGGAGUAGUGGGUAAUUACAUUUGUAGAACAUAGAAGAUAACUGAAGGAAAAAAAAAAAAAAAAUGGAAAAGAAAU
Cornus florida is the source of this 3095-nucleotide messenger RNA. RefSeq names its product protein GAMETOPHYTE DEFECTIVE 1. The transcript is spliced from 6 exons. The coding region runs from base 86 to 2155 and encodes 689 amino acids. Gene Ontology annotation, cellular component: nucleolar ribonuclease P complex. Gene Ontology annotation, biological process: tRNA processing. The record is from RefSeq and is a predicted model, not a curated record. Gene Ontology annotation, molecular function: RNA binding. NCBI's taxonomy places the organism in Eukaryota, Viridiplantae, Streptophyta, Magnoliopsida, Cornales, Cornaceae.